Kogia breviceps (pygmy sperm whale) is the source of this 2526-nucleotide messenger RNA. The record is from RefSeq and is a predicted model, not a curated record. NCBI's taxonomy places the organism in Eukaryota, Metazoa, Chordata, Mammalia, Artiodactyla, Physeteridae.
CACGCGGCACCUGGGGAGAUCCUUGGGGGCGCUGUGCUGCAGCCUCUUGGUCCCCGAUACCUGUUCGAACCCUGCAUUCAAGGGUCUGUCCCUUGCCGCCCCGGUACCCUUACGUCUCUCAGCCCCCGACUUUUGCUCUGAGAGGCCCUGACCGGGCGCCGAGAGGGGGGCAGUGUCGUGUGCUACCGCCCCUCUUCCCCGAAGGCAGCGUCCUGUGCUAAAGAAAGGACUUGAGAGGAAGAACCACCGUAGGAUGGUGAGCUGAAAGUGAGAACCUAUAGGCAAAUGCUUCUCUUAUAGACAAUACAGGUAUGCCCUGCUUUUUGAAAGUUUGCUUUACCUCCUUCACUUUGAUGAAAGACCUACAUUGGUACCUGUUGUCGCUAAAUGAAAGAAAUCUGAAGAGGAUUUUCACUUUUAUGAAAAAAGGUCCUGAUUAGGAUGAAUGUGAUUUGGAGAAAUUAUUUUUCUUGUCUAAGGAUAAGAAAGGUGCCUCACAGAUACCAAAGUAGUUAUCACCCAGUGGCCCCUCUGGGAUCAAGGAUUUUAACUGAUCCAGCCAAAGUUUUUGAACACAACAUGUGGGAUCACAUGCAGUGGUCAAAAGAAGAAGAAGAAGCAGCCAGAAAAAAAGUAGAGGAAAACUCAGCUGUGCGAGUCCUUCUGGAAGAGCAAGUGAAGUAUGAGAGUGAAGCUAGUAAAUAUUGGGACACAUUUUAUAAGAUUCACAAGAAUAAGUUUUUCAAAGAUCGUAAUUGGCUGUUGAGGGAAUUUCCUGAAAUUCUUCCAUUUGGUCAAGAAACUGAAGAGAAGGUAAAAGAAUUAUCACGGAAUCAUGUAAAAGUUCAUGCUGCAAAUUGUUUCUCAAAAAUGCACUGCCCUACUAUGCCUGAAGAAAAAACUCAUUAUAGAGAAAGUUCUGGCUCAUCAGAUGGUCAAAACAAAGCAGGAUCUGAUUUUUCCAACCUAGACUCCAAAGAACACAGAAAAGGACCUCUGAAGACUGAAUUGUUUCCUGGUAGCAACGCCACUUUCAGAAUCCUAGAGGUUGGCUGUGGUGCUGGGAAUAGUGUUUUUCCAAUUCUGAACACUUUGCAGAAUGCUCCAGAGUUCUUUCUUUAUUGUUGUGAUUUUGCUUCUGGAGCUGUAGAGCUGGUAAAGUCGCACACGUCAUACAGAGCAGCCCAGUGCUGUGCCUUUGUUCAUGAUGUUUGUGAUGAUGGCCUGCCCUACCCUUUUCCAGAUGGGAUCCUGGAUGUCAUUCUCCUCGUCUUUGUGCUCUCUUCCAUUCAUCCUGACAGGAUGCAAGGUGUUGUAAACCGACUGUCCAAGUUACUGAAACCUGGGGGGAUGCUGUUAUUUCGGGACUAUGGAAGAUAUGAUAAGACUCAGCUUCGUUUUAAAAGGGGGCAUUGUUUAUCUGAAAACUUUUAUGUUCGAGGAGAUGGUACCAGAGCAUAUUUCUUUACAAAAGGGGAAGUCCACGAUAUGUUCUGCAAGGCUGGGUUAAAUGAGAAGCAAAAUCUGGUCGAUCGUCGCUUACAAGUUAAUAGGAAAAAAAAAGUGAAAAUGCAUCGAGUGUGGGUUCAAGGAAAAUUCCAGAAACCAUUACCCUUCACUCAAAAAAGCUCCAAAUUGGAAUGAGGAAGACAAGACUGAAGACACCAGUUGCUGUCCCUCCACAUGGCGAGAAACAACAGGAGUGGGAAUUACCUAUACGUUUUGUAAGUGCUGGGUAAAGCAUAUCCCACAUCUACCGAACGUAGAGCAAUGGGGAGUGGACUCUAUUUUGUCCUUCUGUCACUUUCUGAGUCAUCUGCUCAGCAUUUACCUGUAAGCCUGUGGCAGCUUACCUGGUCUGUAAGCAUCUUGCCUUAGUGAUGGGUGGAAUCCACAGGGUACGCACUGACACUUGUAUGUGGUUAGAAUACCGGGGACUGCAAACAGAAUGAAUUUCCAAAGUUAUAACCAGUGACUUAUUCUAGGAACCCUACUACACUUAAACCUUUACUAGAUUGCUAAAUAAAUGGCCAGGAGGUCUAGCAACUUUGCCAAGCACCGCUUCUACAUUGACUCACUGUACACCAGCACUUCUCAAACUAUCUGAGGUGAAGGACCAGUAGUUGCUUUUUGUUUUGUUAUACCCAUUUCCAACCUGUCACAGACCAGUACUUUUGUAAAACACAAUAGAGAUGAAUUAGUAGGAAAAAAAAAAAGAUAUACUCCAGUUUCUGGCAUUGUUUCCUGGUCUCUGCCCUCUCCCCACAAUCUCUCCAUAUUACUGCCCUGUCAGCCAGUGCUUACCAGCUACAUGUCAGGCAUUGCCCUAGGUUUUGGGAAUGAAGGGUUGAACAGGAAAAAGGAAAGACAGACAAGCCCAAGAUUUUUACUAGAUUCAUCAGUUAUAAACUUACUCGGUCUCUCUGCUCACCCUGUCACAGAUUGGGAACAGUUCCCAGACCAGCACCCAGUCACAACCCACCCCUUGAGCUGCACUGCUCUAAACCACAGGGAGACUAAAAAUCC